Maniola jurtina (meadow brown) is the source of this 1435-nucleotide messenger RNA. Its product is annotated as snake venom metalloproteinase atroxase-like. Gene Ontology annotation, molecular function: metalloendopeptidase activity. The transcript has 6 exons. Bases 27 to 818 code for a protein of 263 amino acids. The record is from RefSeq and is a predicted model, not a curated record. Gene Ontology annotation, biological process: proteolysis. NCBI's taxonomy places the organism in Eukaryota, Metazoa, Arthropoda, Insecta, Lepidoptera, Nymphalidae.
GUAAGUGUACGAUUGUGUGUGUGGUCAUGAAAGUGUGUCUGUUCGUUGUUUUGUUCGGGCUGCUCGAUUUUGGCGGUUGUGGCCAGAUGAGAUCCACAUCGUCAAUCAAAUAUUUAACACAACAGAGCAACAAUAACAACAAUAUAACCAUAAAAGUGAUGGUGCAUUUCGACAAAUACCUAACGAAGAAGCUAGUGAAGGAAUACAAAGUGAAAACGCGAAAGAAACUCAAAAUUAUCACGCACAGGAUUCUGGAGGACGCCAGAAAUUACUUCAAACAUCCAAGUUUGAAUCAAACUGUUAACUUCGUAUUAUUGGAUACAAGGUUCCUAAGGGAUAGUAAGAAUUUGAUUGGCGAUGAAAACGCUCGGGAGUAUUUGAAGAACUACUGCGAUUGGCAGGCAAAGAAGAAGGUGGCUGCGAAGACUCAGUACUACUCAGUUUUGCUGACCGGAAUGGAUAUUUUUCAUAUCAAAAAUGGGAAACAUGUUAGGACCAGUUCAGGUCGAAGCUAUACCAGAGGUGCAUGCCAUGUCAAAAAAAGCUGUGCACUAAUAGAAUGGGAUCCGAAGCUUAUUGGAUUUUUGUUUGCUCACGAAAUUGGCCACAGCCUCGGCAUGAGACACGACGGCCCUCCUCACAACCGAUGCAGAGAACAAAACCACAUCAUGGCUACCAGAUACGACCCCCAGCAUCAUCCGCAGACCUGGUCAUCAUGCAGCUUGAAUACUUUGAAGCAGUUCUUGAAUAAUAGCCACCUGUCGUGGUGCGUCAAGAACGAAAACGAGCGUGGGGUUACUUUCAAGUACUUUCAAUAACAACAGUUGGAAUCUGUGAUAACGAUAACUGAUACCUACUUAGUAUUUUUAAAGAUUAGUUGUGAAGACGAUGCAUUUAUAUUUUAUACUUACCUAUAUCGCUGCCUCAGUAACCCAUGAUCUUGCCAUCUCAUUCCUGUCUUAAUGGAGUAUGCUGGUCAGAAAAGCCGUCAUAAGUUACCGUCGAAGCCCUCGGCAACCUGGGCGGUCUACUCGGCUUCUGGAGCGAGAGCGUUCUUAGCUAUAAUCCAAGAAAAUCGGUUCAGCCGUUUGAAAGUUAUCAGCUCUUUUGUAGUUACUGUAACCUUCACUUGUCGGGGGUGUUAUAAAUUUUUUUAUACGGUACCUACUCGUCCCAUCAGCGGAGAACUAUAACCGGCUACGGAAUUCGUGCACCAUUGUGCAAAAAUACUUAUUCGUAAUAUCUAGUCAUGUAAUUAAUAUUCUGUUUCAAUCAUUAAUUAAGUAAACUCUUCUACUUUCAUGCCAUAUUAAUAAGUAUUUUUGUUAUUUAAAUAGAAUUAUGUUUGUAAUGCAAUGUGUAAUUAUUUAAAGUAGGCAAUCAUUCAUUUACACGACUUAGGUGCCUUAAUUACAACUUGCUUAUAAGUAUGUUA